CUGUUAUUAUCGGGUAUGGUGUUACAGUCGUGGUCGUGGUGUGGACGUGUGCGGUUCUCCCCGCGAAGAUUCCGCGAACCGCAACGUCAACCGAGUCACGUUAUUACGAACACCAGUUCGCCGUCUGAUUUUGUUUUUAUACAGCGAAUCGUUGGCCGUUGUGUGCGCGGUGUCCGUUGACAGUGCGUGUGUGUGUCGCGAACGCUACAGUUCACAUUGAAAAUGGGUCACGUUUGAAAAUUUUAGAAGAAAAUCGUUUCUUUUUAUCCGAAACCGAUUACAUAACGUUCAGUCGAUCGACUACGAGGCGCCCGAGGACUAUUUUAUCAUAGCUGUCCCCUAGUUCGCAGUGAAAUCGUCUCGAUGAAGCAACCGAAAAAAGCGUAGGCAGUAACCGAAUCUCUUCAAAAUCGUGACAACAAGUCCAUCUAUGCGUCGUAACUGAAAUUCGUCGUAUCGUUCACGAUAUGCUAAAUCAUUUGCCUUCCUUUUUCUAAAAAAGUUUCGAAUGAUCACUAUGCGUGACCAUUGACGUCAAUGGCAGCAAUUAAACAAUAACGUCAAAGGAUUCCAUCCGGACAGAGACCCUGGUCCUCUAAGUACAUCCUGGUUUCCAGUGUUCGUCGCCGUUUCACGAGCGGGCAUUUAAACAGUUGGCGGCUGAUUACGCUAAUAAAUCGUAGAACCGGCGACUCGCUCGGACACCGUACUGUUACACGUGACAACUCAAGGAUUAACAGACCUGCUCCCUUUCCCGGAUCAACGAGUUCGGUUGACCGUAGCCAAAGUGUCUUGUCCGUCUCGACCAGUUGCUACUUUCGUUACGAUUUUGAUCGUUCGUCGUGUUCCUCUUAAGUUUGCGAUCAAGGCGAGGAAGGUGAUAAACGAGUCACGGGCGAAGGCGAAGGCGACGUACAUGCUCACCUACUUACGUACGUCAAUGUCCGUUACGUAGAUCGGUUUUUACCAAUGCGCGUCGGUUUUUGACGUAACGUGGCAGGUAGGAUCGACCGUACGUACGAUGCACGUAAACUUGUCACGAGGCAGCGGUGUCAAUGAUUUUUAUCGUGGGAACGGCGUAGGCGUGAUCCAGCAGAAUUUACGAUUCGACUCGGACCAUUGCGUGAGAAUUCCUACUAUCGUCGAUCUCGCUGGGGGAACGUGUAUCAAGAAAUACGAAGACUGAAAUACAUUUCGCAUGCUGUUCCUCGGGGACGAAAAAAAGCGCCGAUAAGCCACGGAGACGAACGUUCUUGCUUGUGCCUGGUUCCAGGAAGAACCUUCGGUUUGAAGAAAGCAUCGCGAGAGGGAUCAACGAGAAGAAUGGUGGAAGCGUAGGAGCCGAGGGGGAAAAGGGAGAGAAGAGCGGCGAUAACGCGAUAAUUGGAGGCAAACUCGCGACUGGUCUAGUCAUUGAUCGGCGUCGCGACGCCGACCACCGCGACGCCCUCUCUUCCUCAACCCCAGCGUCCCCACCUGGCCCGGUUCGCGACCGUGUCAGACGUUCGAGUGUCGCUCGGGUAACACGCCUCCCUCUGUCUCUCGUGCUCUCCUCUCUCCGUUGACCGUUUUUCUCUCGUCCGCCGUUCGUUUCCGUUCGAACGCCGCGGCCCCGUUCAUCGACUCUGGGACAGAGGACACGGCGGCAUCGCGGCUCCGGACACCGCGGAAACGGAACGAGCAGAGCCAUUUCGGUGCCGCGCAUCAACCGCGAGAGGGAAAAAGUGCCGCAGACCCGAGUGGACCAGUUUCCGGCCGAGGCUUGGUUGGUGCGCGCUGGAAACGGAAUCCGGCGCGACGCGGCUGUGGCCGAGGUCGGUUGGCUCGAUUCCGCGUCAAAAUGUGUCGUGACCCGUUGCAGCGUGUCAAGAAAAAAUCGCGCACGGCGGCUUGACGUGUUCCGCUCUCGGCAUCGGUAUGCGACAGCGGGAAGGUUCGUUAGACGUUGUCGUUGCUGGCUGCCGUUGCUGGCUCGCGUGAACGAGGAAGACAUGGUGAACGAUCGUUUCUAGGCGGAGAGAGCUGCCACACGGGAGAGCUCCGACCGAGCCUUAAUCGAGAGACGAGAGGACACCUUUGCCCAGUGAUACGAAUUUGGGACGGUUACCAUCUUGGUAACGGGCCACCCGUUUUCCGAAAUUUUCUUCGCGAAUAUCGAGUAGGCGAAGUACGAGCCAGCGGAAACUAGGUCAGUAGGAUAGGAGGAACUUGAAUCGAGGGAAAGCGAAACACGGGAAACGGAAGGAAGAGCAGCGCGGACAACGCUCGAUCCGCGGGCUUUGCGUGCGCACAGUCACGGGUCGACCACUCGAGAGGAUGUUCUGUUUUCAAAGUCCGUUCACGCGGGCUUCCCGCGUGCUCGCGUCACCCCUGUCUUCCGGCAAGCCGAACGCUUCGCCCAUCGGCGGGAUUCUACCGACGAAAUCCUCCUCGGCGGCGAAAUCCAGAGAUAGAAGGCUAUCCGAAGCGACCAGCGAGGGCUCCAACUCCUCUAUCGGGUACAUUGAUCAAGAGCCCUCGAUCUCCGACUGCAGCAGCACCGACACGUUGCCCGACGUGAAAGCGGAUUACCUGGACCCGGUGUCUUUGUCCCCGGGCUCAGAUUUCUCGGUGUCGACGACGGCGCCCCGACCGGACGACAACAGCGAUCGCAAGAAGCUGUUGCAGGACGACGAUCGGGACCCAUCACCGGCGGAUUCUUUCUCGCCGAAGAAAAGAUCACCGAAGGGCAACAACCGAUGCAGGAAGUUCCUUUUGCGUCUGAGAUCCAACGAGUCCUCGAACUCCAGCAACAAGGAAACUCGGUUUCCCUCUAUAUCCACGUCUCCGUCACCCUCACCAUCGCCUUCUCCGUCUCUAGCGAAUGAAUCAAUUGGAAUCGAAUCACCCUGCUCGAGGGAACACGGCGAGGAUUACGACACGAUCACCGGCGACACCGCAACCUUGUUCACCAAGUCAUCGCCCUCAGUGCUGAUCGACUGCGUGGACUCCACGGAGCCCGACGAGAGCCCUAGAAACCGAAGACCAACCGCUGCUGCGUCUGAAAACGAUAUAUCCUCUUUGCAGAAUGCGUUCCCAGAAUCGGAGACUGAAAACGGUUAUCAUCAAGGGACGGAAACAGAGACGGAGGAAGGUUCUUCGUUGCCUUUGAGCCCUGCUGGCCCUUUGACCGCAGGAUUGUCUUCAUCUCUGGUACCUUAUUAUAACUUUCUUUGCGUAAACGGAGGAGCGAUGAGGCAAGAGAUGACCAGCACUAGUUCACCCCAGCUGUGCUCAGCUGGCAAUAACGAGUCGAACGACGACGCGGCUUCCGGUAAAUCAUGUGGCUCAUUCAACGGCGAAAAAUUCUCUCGGCUAGACAGCUUGGCACCCGAAAGCUUGGACAGCCCGUUCUGUUUGCCAGCGGCUAGAUCUUGUCCGAAUUUGGAAGGGCGCAGUGCUGGGUGCUCACCUAGCAGCGGCUCCUCGAGUUCCAGUCCUAGCUCCGGGCCAGUUGGACCUAGAUUCAAACCGAUCGAGGAGGGAGACAUUCAGCUUUGUUUCUUGAAUCAUUCGAAGACGCUAGUUAAGAAAAUUUUGUCGAGCAAGUUUUUAAGAAGAUGGGAGACGCAUCAUCUUUAUCUGAAUGACACCUGUAUUUCCUCUAAAACGCCCACGGGAUUUCUUCAGCAUCCGAUACCGUACAGCAACAUGUCUGAUAUACGAAGAUAUGCUGUCGCUAGAUGGGAUCCCACUUACAAAAACUGCCUGAGCAUAGUGUUGCCGGACAGCUCUCUUCUUCUCCAAGCGAACAACGCUUACACAAGGGACCAAUGGUAUCAUUCGAUAUUAUGGAAGUGGAGUAUCUUCAAGUAUCAGCAGCUGGUGUCAAUAAACGCUAAAGAGGAAGUGAUGGCGAAACAAUUAAAAUCAAUGGUGGACUUCGCCCUAUGGACAACGCUUCAAGACGAAAGGGUAACUGUCGUGCCGUUAGAAGCUGCGGCUAAGCUACUAGAGGAUUCGCUCACCGAAGAAACUGAUCGGAGCGAAGAGAUGCCCGACGAGAAGACAUCUGAUUCCGAAACUGAUCAAAAGCACCGUGCAGAGAUCGUUCUAUAUGUCGUAUCUCCUCUCCUCGAGAAAGUCGCGCUUCCGGCUAAUCUCGCCAAGGUUCUCAUCAAACUGAUGCAACAGCAUCCGAGAUCCUCUUUGGUUUCUCUGAUCAGUCCAGCUAUCACGAGAUGUCUGAAGCACACCGUGGACUUCGGCAAGUCUCCGGAUAUGAGGAAACUCCUUCAAGCAUUCGUGGCUGCCUUGUACGAGGCGGAGAACGGCGAAAAAACGAUUAGGAACUACAUAGCUUCUAUUCAUGGGCCAGGAAGCGGUUGUCCACAUCCUAGAGUAUUACCUAACUUGGUGUCGGUCUGCGUUGCUGCAAUAUUUCAUAGAUUCGACGUAGCCCGUCAUUCGACGCUGGGAAAUGAUGAAUCUUCAACUCCGCAUUCUUUGCCCCCACUGGAUUGCUAUCUGUUCGUUUUGAAUGUCGCAUCAGAGUACGCUGACUGGCGACCAGGUUUCGGUGCUCUGCUGCAACCGGUACCCUUCCCGGAAGAAGCUUUGGCUACGAAGGAAGUUCAACAGUCGGUGUUGUUGUGUGUAGUGAGACGUUUGGCAAAAGAUUCAAGAUGCGUUGUUCAUCGCUUCCUACUGCCGAUUAGGGAACCACGGCCUGGUUGGAUCCACGUUGCCGUGCCAUCCAGUCCGGCUUGUCCUGAUCAAGGAGAGCUGUUCGGUGAAAUGUUGACAACUUUGCUGGCCUGCUGUUGUCGUCGGAAGAGGUUUAUAGGCUCGCUGGUGAAACAGGCGCGAGACGAUUGCAUACUUUUGGCCGUGAGAGGAUGCGAGGCCGCACAAGAGGCUCUUUGCUUGAUGUUGGAAUGGCACCUGCUGCCAAACGAGGAGGCCCGACUGCAAAUAGUGAACGCACUCGAGUCGACGACGUCUGGCAAAGAUCGUUACGCUGCACUUUGCCAGAGGCAAAGAAAUCUGCAAGAGCUGCAACAAAAGGGCGGUCCGAGGAAGCUAACGUUGCCAGUUCGAGCGACGGAUGCUGACGUUGCUAUUCUUCUGGGCGGAGGAGCUCUCGGCAACCUGGAAUGCCUCAGUUUGGCCUUCACUUCGGUGACGUCUGCUUGCGCCGAACAGCUGAUCAAGUUGCCGGCUCUUAGAUACCUCAAUCUGUGGGCGACGCAAUUCGGCGACGCGGGAUUGCAAAUGAUCAGCGAACACCUACAGAAGUUGCAGGUUCUAAAUCUCUGCGAGACGCCCGUUUCGGACAAAGGAAUCUCCACUUUGGCCUCGAUGACAAGCUUAAGAAAGCUGAACCUGAACAGCACCAAGCUGUCCAUACAGACAUUCGAGUCCCUGAAGAAAUGUCUCCCAUCUCUACAAGAAUUCGACGUCAGAUACACGGAAGCCUGGUGACCCGAGCUUUCCACCCAGGGCAAGCCGGACAACCAGGCCGUCAACGAUGCUACCCCCGGUUGCGUCCAAGAGAAGAAACAGUCUCGGACCGAGUAGACUCGAGAAAAGUAUUUAACGAGAUUGAAUCGCGAUCCUUCGCGUACGCACCACUCAAUUGACCAUCACAGUUUACGAUGACGGUCACUUACACCCGACUCUCGUGAUCAGAAACGCCUCCGACAGAAACAAUUCUCGUACGUUUCGCGUCAGCGUUCGAAGUCGACGUUGAAAACUACUUGUCGGAGAAGAGAAGCGUGACUAGGAGCACGAUAAAAGCCUGAACGCGAUGGCGGUUCAACGAAGAAAGCGACGCGGCGCUUCGUAGAAGCCUUGCAUACUGCCUAAGAGAUGUUAUUGUUAAAAGAAGUGAGCCGCAAAUGCGUUUGAGGACGCGUUGAAUUUAGAGUAGCCGAGAAAUAACGUGAACCCGUGACGUUUCUAUCGAUAGUAAACGUGUAUCUAGGCGAGCACGAGCGAAAAGACACUGAGGAAUGAUUUUGGACGGGGCGGGGACUCGAUCGGUCUUUAACCCUUUCACUGCGUUAACAGAGUACAAGUUUUUAUUUUAAAUGUGUCGUAGAUCCAUAUAGAAAAUUGAAGGUUUAUACUUUUAGUAUUUUAUGUAUUUUAUGUGAAUGCAUAUAGGCUGUAUGUCAUAUAAAUGACAUUAUUUUUUUCUAAACUUUGUUUAACUGAUUAACUUUUAAAUUUAAACUUAGUAAAAAAUAUCGAUUCGCAUACAUCACAGCAACAGGGUUAAGGAACUCAGUUGCUGAAGGGAUGAUUUUCGUCGAAUGCGAGUCCCCGAGUGCCUUGACUUCAUUUUCCUUCGGCUCAUCUCGUUUCCUUCUUCUUUCCCAUCUACUCUUGUCUUUUUCGUGCUCGCAAACUCGCCCAUUCCUUUAACACUUUGACUACUGUGCUACCCACGCGUACUUGGCGUAGAAAUUAAAAGACGCGGUGAAUGCUGAAUGAUUUUUGAAAUUCAUUGCUUAAGAUACCGAAAUUUUCAUUAAGGUACUUUAUUAGAAUAUAAGGUAUUUCAUUAGAAUAUUCGCUGCAUACAUUUUUUAAUAAAUCCAUUCUGUGAAUUUUCUAUUUUCAGUCGAUAAUUUAUAUUUAAAUAGAUUCGUUCAAAUUAAUUUCACGUGGAUUUCGUGGAUUCACGAGACGUUUUGUUUAUUUAUACAAAAACAGGAAGUUUAUAUUUAAAGUUCUUUACAUAAGAUUUAGUAAUUGGAAUAUGUUAUAAUAAAACGUUCCUUAGCAACCGUUUCGUUCAAGAAGUUGCAGUGAUUUGUUUUAAUUAGAUCAUUUAAUAAUGGCACCACAUUCAACGUGUUAGUAUCUGAGGUAAAAUGUUAAAUAAAAUUAAUUUAGUUAGGAUUAACGAGCCUACAAGAAUUUAUAUAUUUUUUCGUUUGAUUUGAGAUAAGCUUUCCACCUUUUGGAAAUUCUCUAAGGGUUGAUCUACUAGUCAAAGUGUUAAUUCAUUAGUCGUGUAUCUUCAAGACCCAUAUUCGAAGUUUGAAUCGACAUAUGGACUGCACAGGAUCUUACAUUUCUUAGUCGUUUUCUUAUAUUUUUAAUUAUGCCGGAUAGUUUGGUCAUUUAAUAUACUUCUGUCCACUUGAAUAGUCUUGUCUUACAUAUUUAUUAUAAUUUUGUAGUUUUAUACUUAUAAUAUUAUAUUUUGCUUUAAAUAUAUAUAUACAUACAAAGAAAAUGAUAUAAAAAUUCGGUAAUGGCUCGUGCUAUACAAACAAUUACAUUUUAAAAGCGACAAUAUAUUAGUAAGUUCAUAUUUAUAAUUUAUUAAUACUUGUACUUACCGCAUAUAAAUUAAUAUUCAACCUUCAUGUCAUCAUACCGAUGAAGUUAAGAUUUGGAGAACAUUCAACGAUUUCACAGAUCAUACAGUUUUCUCGUUUAUAAGUAUUUCAUUACACCAUAAGAAUACUUCAACUUCUCCUAAUUAAUAUUAUACGAUAAAAUCUUUAUUAAAAAUGAAGAAAGUUCUUUUAAAUAGUCGAAUAUGAUAAUUUAAUUAAAUUAACAUUAUAUAAAAAUACGUAUGUUCAGAUUUCUUCCAUUAAAGAAUUUAUAUUUCCGAGACAAAAAACGAUUUGCUCCUCUACGAAUUACGAUAAUAAUACCCACAACCAUCCGAUUUAUUCGUUUGAAUAAUAUUUACGUUUGUCACAACUGAAUUUCUUCAGAUUGCUUACACAAAAUUACCAUACUCUGACUGCAGACUAUUCAAGUGAACAGUACGAACACUAUAAAUAGGAGUCCCGAUCUCGAUGUAAUUUCUUUUGCAAAAAUUCGUUUCGCAAAGAAGAAACGUUAGUCUUCGCGAUACGAAACGGAAUAGGUCGUCGACGUUCCGUCGAUUGUGAUCAUCGCAGUUAAGUGAACGUAGUUUUAUAAAGGGAACAGAAAACAUGUACUAGCCAACUCAGAGAUCCGAUUGAACCGUUCGUAUAUAUCAAAAGAACACUGGUUAAAAUUAAAAACAUGUUGCGCGCUCAAAUCGAUUCGAGUCGCCGAGUAGAAAAUACCCGACGAGACACGUUGGGCGCAAUCUUUCCUCGAUAUAUUAUACAUACCUUCCUCGAAUGGCAGAAAAUUGUUUUUUCGGCGUUGAGAAUUCUGUAAUAUAAUAAUCCCCGUGUUUCUCGUUUCGUACGAAACGUUGGUUCCUUGUACGAUAACGCGAGAGGUUUAGUAAAAUGUAAUCGGUACAACUUGCAUUCCUAAGAAGACACAUGCAAAGGCGUGUAAAUUAUCAGACUCGAGCUGUAUAAACAAUUUAAGAAACGUUCCUUUAUAAAUAACAGCUUCCGUGUGUGUAUAAUAUUUGUAAUUCACACUUCCCUGUUUUCGAAACAUUCGCGAUUGACGUCACCCGUGACGUCUUCGGUCUUUCAUUUUACCAAAGGGAAGUUCACUGAAUUUCCUGCAUGUUGUUCUUUAAAGUUACGAAACACGAUACUAUCGCAUCUAAUGGAAUUAUAGCUGUGAAGAUUGUUAAUGAAACGAGUAGUGGGCGUGUUAAUAAGAGAUUAUUGUAAUACGGUAUGUUUUUGGUUGAAUAUAAAAGACAUAGUGAAAUAUGGUAUGCAAAAAGUAAGUAUUUGGGAGAUUACAAUAGAAUGCGAAUUUUCGUUAGUUUUGGAACGUCAGAACAAUAACGUAAAGAGGAACCAAUAUAACAGUACUGAGAUAGUUAAUACAAUGACUAAUGGUUGAAAAACAGCUUGUCUUUUAGGAAUGUGAAAAAGGAGGGUGGCUACGUUGAGUCUUUUAAUUGACACACCUUUGUAAUAUGAAAUUGUACCAGCGGAUAAGUGGAAACGAAACGAGAAAAGUUCUUCGUUGAGGAUCUUUACUAUUUCUUCUUUAAAUAACGCUCAACUGCCUAAGAGUUCGAGCUCUGACCACUGCCAAAACGCGUGCAACCUGGAAAACGGCUGCGCUCGUUCGUAUCGAGUCUUCUCUCUUUGAAGUUCGUUUUACGUGAAUCCUAUCGAACGAAUUUUACUGUGGAUUCAGAGUAGUUUAACGCGGUUAAUCUCUUCAUCUUUCGAAUAUCGUGUGCUGGCCAUUCGUACGCCUUAACUUUCGAUUAAAGGUUCUCGGUGUUUAUGAAAUUUUUGCGAAAGUUCCCACCCUUUAUAAUUCCAUAAUAUCAAAAGAUACUUAAUAAACAGUUCUUCUUGAAUUUAACCUUACCGUUUCUUUUAUUAAUUCUAUAAUUACAAAUACUUAAUUUGUGAAUCUCAUUAAUCAGUUGUCAGCUGUAACGGUCACUUGAAACAUUCGUUACAUUCAGCUAAACUUAUGUUCAUCAACAAAUCCAGCAAACAAAAUUAUUACAUUUUCUAUUAUAAUAAAUGAAAAAAUUAUUAAAUUAUUAAAUAAUAAUAAUAAAUUAAUAAAUUAUGAAAAAGUUACUAAAAAUUGCCAUUACAAUAAAUUUUGUUAUACAAAAGAUCAAUUUACUUGGUUAGGUCACGUUAGGUAAACGUUUAGAAACAUUCAGAAAUCCGUUAUCGACGAUUUUCUAAAAACCAAUACCAAUUUUUUCAUUUUACGAUAUAUACCGCAAUCGAACAGUUAUCUAAACGAUGGAAAAAUAAAUAGUUGAAGGACAAUAUAAGUAUCCUAAUAAUUAUUCGUUAUGAACAGGAUAAAAAGCUUUAUAUAUUUUUGUUUAAAGGGAAGAUGGGAACUUUUGGAUAAAUUUAAUAUCCUUCGUAAUACAGGCUCGAACAAAAUGGCGAGAUGUAUAGUCGAUAGGUUUACCGUCUAGGCGGUUCAUUUCCUUUCUGACAAUGUACAUACAUGAAAUAUGCGUAUACGUAUAAUAUUACUGUUGAACUUAGAAUGGUUUCUUUGUAAUUACGAAUUCAAAAGGAUCGCCUGGUCGCCCCCGGUCCGUCGGCCCUUCUUCUACAGCCGAUGCGUUUAAAAACGAUAUUGACCGCCACUGUUCCAAUACCUAUGAAACUCGCAUGGAAAUCGAUUUCUUAUAACCUUUAAUCUAAACGUAGCCAUUGUAGAUCCCGGUCAGUAUCCAUAGAGCGGAAAUUCAAAAGUUUGCAAGCGUGUUGCACGUCAUGUCGUCUCCGAAAUGGUUUAUCCUGCACAACGUACUUACUACAUAUUUACCCAGCGUGCACCAUGUCUACGAUUUUAUGGAUUCUACCUGAAUUUUUUACGAUCGUUUUCUAACUUUCUUAAUUAGUAGCUCAUAGUUAGAUAGUGUACUAUUCUGAACGUUACAGUACUUUGCUUAAUAGUUCCGAUUUUUUUUAAGAAGAGAAGUAGAACACUGAUAUUUUUUUAUCGUCCGUAUCGUCUUUUGCGAGAGUUUUCAAUUUACAAGGGAAUAAUACCGAAGUUCAUCAAUUUCGAUGAAACUUUGAUAAGAAAUAUUUCUUACUAAAAAAUAAAAGCUUCCAUUAUGCGUAGAUUAUUAUAAUUGUAAUUAUUUCAUUGUGUACACACUUUAGAAGUGGUUUUUCGAAUUUUUUUCUAGCUCUAAUAGUGUCUAAUUAAUUUGGUAAAAUGUGUUUCUCCCCAAUUUUGAAGACUGUUUUAAUAUCUUUAAUAUAAGCGAUGCCCAAUUAAAAAAUACUUAUUAGAUUUUUCAUGAAAAUUUUAGUAAAAUCGAUGGAUGCAAUAUUCGGUGUAUUUCCUUGUUAGACUAUUUGCAAGUUUCUGUAUUUAGAGCAUAUCAAUAGAUAAAUGAUCCUUCCUGCAAUGUCGAUCGAUAUCCGUCACAUUUGUAGGAAGGAUUUUUAUUUGAAAUAUGGGACCCAAACCUAUAGAUCUAUGACUUAUCAUUUUGAUAUUCAGUGUAUCGCUAUUGCUCUUUUCGUCUUAAUGUACCAUUUACUAUACCUUUAAAACAUUUGUCUACAACAUUUUUGAUGUAUAAGAAUAUUGAACAGUUCCACUUGAUUCUUUUUCUGUCAUUAAUGGUUUUUAUACUAUUUUUCAUUUCUAAAUUGAUUUCUCUAUAUUCUAGUUAUGAAAUGACCUAAUCAGUAAUUCAGAAUUUGUUCUACAGGAAUGAAAAAUUAGUCAAUAAAGGAAGUAUGGUGGUUAACUAUCGAUGGCAUUGAACAUGCAUAGAGUAAAGAGCAUUGCUCUGAAAUAUCAGCGUCAGUCAAUGAAAAUGCAGAGAGGUGUGCGAAUUGUUACACUUAUUGUUAGGACAGCGUUCUGUUGUCACGUAAAGAAUUUGUAAUUUCGAUGUUUCGAGAGGUUGUAAAUUAGAAACAUUUUUUAGGAUAGCUUAAAGGAAGUGUUUCGUUUCUUUAUUUCUCGUAAAAGAUAACUGUGUUUUUGAAAAAUUAUUAAAAAUUAUUACUGAUUUUAUACGUUUGUAGUAAAUAUGAUUGUUUAAAGCUCAAUACAGCGAAAAGUUUAGUAAAGUCUAACCGGAUUUUUCUUUGGUUCGUAACAUGGCAAAUAUUUUUGAUUUUGGAAGAAUGAAAAUACAUGGAAGGGAUUUUUCUUUUCGAGAAUAUGAAUAUAAUGUAUACCGAAGUUUACAGUCAGAUAUCGAUGUUUCAAAUUUUUAUUCGUAAUUUCUCGAAAUUUGAAACACUUGUCUUAUAAAUUUCUAUCUUAUAUGCACAAAUAUAAGGAAAAAUUACAUUUUUACAAAAUUCACGUAAAAUGAAUUUUAUUUCCUCUGUCAAUGGAUUUAUAAAAUUACAAACGAAAUAAAACUGUUUUAAACACUGUACUUAAUAUUUCGCAGAGUAGAAAAUGUCUCUUUAAUUACAGUUCUCAGUGAAUUAGUCUAAAGAAACCCAUAUUUGUAGAAACGUCAGCAGUCUAGUUAUCAUCGACUAUUAUCGCGGUCGUUUAAAUAUUUGUUCGUGAGUCUCUUUAAUUCGUAGUAUAUGUGUAUGUCGUAUUCAUUAAUUAGUUAGAAUUUUAUCACUUCUGUUGCAUUUCUUCAUUUUUUGCACCACGACAACGUAUACUGCCAACCAAAAGUUCAAAAUAACUAUUUAUACAUUCAUUAAAGUUACAUCACACGACAAAUAUAACCUAAAUCGUAAACACAUCUUUAACUCUUAUCUUAUCGAUGUACUUAUUUAUAUCCGCGUUCGUUGAAUUUACGAUGUGUUCUUCGAUACACUGUAAUUUACAUAUUAAGUUGGUCGCUCAGAAAUAUAAACAGAAGAUAAUAAAAAUGAAAAUGAAAAGAAUUAAAAACAUUGUGAUAUGCAUUCUGCAUUAAACCAACGGAAUACAAGUUUUUUUUAAGUGAACAACAAAAUUACAACUAUCUUUAAGUUUGUAAAUUUUUAUAUUUGAAUAUUAUUUAGAAAUGUAGGCUGCAAAGGCAAUUCGAAAAUAAAACAGAAAUUUUUCCCACAAAACUUUUGGUUGGCACUGUACGUUUUUGUAAUGCAAAUGUUUUCGCGAUGCGCUCAGAAUUCUUGUUUUGUUUAAACGCAAAGACAAGUCGCCUGUUUCACGAUAUUAGGAUACCGGUGUUUUAGAAGAAUCGCGUGUAAACGUUGUUCCACGUUCUUGAACGGAAAACUGUACUUUUAAGACACGUUGAACGGUCCCGCUUCCGAUUUAGCAGAACAAUGAGGUAUUUUAAUUUCGCUGUCUUGUAGGUUUAAUCGUUUCCUUACGAUAAAUUGUUAAAUGUCCAUAAUCUGGAUUAAAAUGGAAAUUCAAAAGAAGUCGUAAUCGACGCGACGCAUGGAUUGUUGAUGUUUGUCGUCGCUCGGUUCUACGGCCACCUCGUUCUUCAAAUCGGCAGGCAACUCGUUCCAUACUGAUCGCGGUACGGUUUCUGAAAAUAAGGAGCACAAUUAAAAUCUCAAAAAUGUCAAAACUGAACAAUAAAAUUGAUUCAUACUUAUAGCUGUCAAUUUUAAAAAGAAUUCACUUGCAAUAUCUCUUUUCUUUUUCUGCAUUGGCGCCACCAAAUAAGUGGAUACGUCGAGUAAUGAUCAGGCGAAACAGUAGUCUCUACUUAGUAUUCAAAUUCGAUUAUCUUGAAAAUGAAGUAUCGUAUGAAACAAUUUUAUUCUAUAUUUUCGAUUUAGUUUUGUUCCAUCAACCUGUUGACCGGAUGAUUUUUCCAUGAACAUUCACAGUUUCGUUAAAUUAGGACACGUUUAAGUUAACUGUUUGAAAGAUUGAUUACAAUACGCAUCGUAAUAAAUGUAGGUGAAAUAUAAUUAAUACUGGUACAGACAGCAUUGAAUAGUAUUUUGAUAAGUAAAUAAAAAAACAAGAAUUGAGGUUAAUGCUCAAGUAAUAAUACGUUGUCUUCGGUUAACAGGUUAAAGCACCCUUUACACAGAAUUCGCUGCACCUUUCUAAACGAACCUCAAAAAGUUCAAACAUUAAGAAGCUUCGAAAUUUGAAACUUGAACAAAUAGAAACUCUGUCAGGAAUGCACGCAACAAUAUUGUAUAAAAAUACAGAUGGAAACAGUGUUCAUGGUAUUAGUAAAGGGUCCGCAAAAAAUUUUGUUAAUCAAGAAACCUUCGAAGUUUCUUCGUUAAGCGAAAGUGAAUAUCAAUUUUGCUAUUUACCCUGUACACUUUGGAAACGUGUUCCCUGUCCACCUAUACGAUUCCGUUGACGAUUAUAAAUGGACUGCGGGUCUUUUUGCAAAUUAUUCGGUUGAUGCAAAAGUUUUGACGUUUUUUUUAUAAGAAAUAAAAAGAAGGGCUCUCAACUGUUCGCUGGCUAAAUCAAAACUAAGUAGAAACACAGAAAGGAGUGUCCUGUAUACACGUUAUAAUAGUUUGACGACAGAUGUUAUUUGUUUUAAAGAAAUCAAUUUUUUUGUCAGCCACGUACAAAAAACGUCAAAAUUUUUGCAUCAGCCCAAUAAACUUUUCAAGAAUAUAUUUAGAAAAAUAGAACUGCAAUAGAAAACCAGUUUUUCUAGCAAUCGUUGCAAACAGCAUUGCUACAGUUUGGAUAUUUUUAUAUAUUCUCACGUGUCACGUGCAUUCCGUGCAACCUUAAAUUGUCAAAUUUCCCAUAAACGCAGAAACACCCGCAGUCCAACGGCAAGUUACAGGACACAUUGUUGACAGCUACUUUCUUCCACCUCUUUCUAUCCGUUUCAUUGUACAUACAUCGACACGCGUGAUGUUUGCAAGGAACAUAAUCGCUACGGUCUAAGCCAGUGGUUUCCAAACUUUAUGUUGCUACACUUUAAAAACAAUAUAAUUAUGGUCCCCCUUCCCCUCUUCAUUUCACAAAAUAACACAGACUUAUUUUUAAAUGGUAAAGAACGUAUUAAUACAAACAAUGAGAAAGCCAUUAACAGAAUAAUAACUUUCCGCGCCUCCUUUUGCACCAGUCCGCGUCUUUCAGUUUGGAAAUCGCUGGUCUAAGCAAUACGAUUACAGAAAAAUAGGAUACAACGUUCUGAAUCAGUCGAUCCAAAGAAAAAUAACAAACGUGCAAGAGAGAGAGAGAGAGAGAGAGGGAGAGUGAGAGGGAGAGUGAGAGGCAGAGUGAGAGGCAGAGUGAGAGGCAGAGUGAGAGGGAGAGUGAGAGGGAGAGUGAGAGGGAGAGGGAGAGGGAGAGAGCAAGAAAUAGAAGCAUGUUGUAAGAAAACCCGCCGAUAGUCGUAGAAUUAAUUCGUUCGAUCGAAAACCGACCUCUUCCACUCGUACCGGAACUACCGAUAAUGUCAAUUAUUAUCAAUCGAAUUUACCUACCUUGGUUAGCACCUCUAUACAAUCGAAGAAAAACAAAAGCAAAAAAUGUAAACUAACACGUUCAAAUGAAGAAACACCCGAAAUCCUCAUUUCUUUCCUCACCUUUGCAAGUGU
Messenger RNA from Nomia melanderi (Alkali bee), 14849 nucleotides. Its product is annotated as C-Maf-inducing protein. NCBI's taxonomy places the organism in Eukaryota, Metazoa, Arthropoda, Insecta, Hymenoptera, Halictidae. The record is from RefSeq and is a predicted model, not a curated record.